ACAAACAACAACUGUGGAUUAUUUUACUCCGGGGAUUCGUCUGCUUAAUAGAAUCUGUUUCUGAUCUACAGCUGACCUGCUCAUCUGUUACAGAAGAUGUCUCAAAGGAAUUUCUUCCAACCCUUCAUCAGAACUAUGUUUCUCCUUCUUCUUUGCAGCCUGGUUGUUGGCGAGAUCGGCAAGGACUUCUCCCGCUGCCCUAAUUUCUUCUAUAAUAAAACUCCCCCACAGGGUGUCAGGGCACCAAGAUAUCAGCCAAUAUGCCAGCGCUAUAGAAACCAGUACCACUUUGCCAGCCUGUAUGAUCGUCAGCGUCGAGUGCCUUUGUUCUCUGCCUACAUUCUGAGUCCUGCUGAUGGCAAACGACCCAAAUCCGUUUGGAUGUAUGAACCGCAGUUGGCAUUUUCCGGUGCCAGCCCAGAGAUGAAGCAUUUCGACACCCCUGUCGACCAGAAUGUGAUUGAAAGCCAGGCGGUGCUUGAUGACUACAGGAACUCCAGCUUUACCAAGGGUCAUCUCAAUCCUAGCUUGCACCAGAAGACGCUCGACAACCGGAAAGCCACCUUUACCCUGACAAACAUUGUCCCCCAAAAAGAAGGCUCCAACUCUGGACCCUGGAACAAACUGGAGAAUGAGGUGUUGAAUAGUUUCAAGAUGUUCUGCAACGGGACCAUGUACGUGAUCACCGGGGCCAUGCCAUACAAAUCUGGGGACCACUGGAUUAAUAACAGGGUGUCUGUUCCUGAAUACAUGUGGUCUGCCUACUGCUGCCCAUCAUUCAAAUCUGAUCUCCUUAAUAAUAUGAAGCAGUUUUUCCCCACGUAUGCUGCAGUUGGAAGAAACGACCCCAACAGCAGCGAGGAGAUUGUGCCAGUUAAUAAGAAUGCGAAGCCCAGUGUGCGGGGCUAUGAUGUGAGGAGGAUGCCGUUAGAGAACCUGGAGGGUAUCCUGGCAAAAAGACUGGCCAUGCCCAUCAGUCUGUUUGAUAACCACUGUCAGGCAUAAAAGCCUUUAGCUUGACUCUGAUAAACUCGCUGCAGUUUUAAUUAUUGAGCUGCUGCUUGAUUAUCGAGGACAUGAUGGACUGAAAUUGUUUUUUUCCCCUGAUUGACUUUGUAAAAACGGCAUUUCCCCUCCUGCUAAUGUCAUUUCGCUCACAUUUAAUAGCAUUAUAAUUUUCCAAUUAAUCAAGACUAAAGUGUGUGAAUUUAAAUGUUUAUUCUCCAAUAGAUUCAAAAGCCAAACACAGAGAGUAGCAAGCGCUCAGUUCUUUUAAAUAAAACUGCAUUGGUUUUAACAUGAGUCAGUUAUUGAUUACAUAUUACAAAUGUACAUUUGAGCUGGAACACCAUCAAUAAAUACUAAGUCUA
This is a messenger RNA of Oreochromis aureus, 1370 nucleotides long. Its product is annotated as endonuclease domain-containing 1 protein-like. The record is from RefSeq and is a predicted model, not a curated record. Gene Ontology annotation, molecular function: metal ion binding; nucleic acid binding; hydrolase activity. Bases 97 to 1005 code for a protein of 302 amino acids. The transcript has 2 exons. NCBI's taxonomy places the organism in Eukaryota, Metazoa, Chordata, Actinopteri, Cichliformes, Cichlidae.